Messenger RNA from Ictalurus punctatus (channel catfish), 8589 nucleotides. It is a transcript of the gene kdm6ba, whose product is annotated as lysine (K)-specific demethylase 6B, a. The coding region runs from base 1009 to 6861 and encodes 1950 amino acids. NCBI's taxonomy places the organism in Eukaryota, Metazoa, Chordata, Actinopteri, Siluriformes, Ictaluridae. The record is from RefSeq and is a predicted model, not a curated record. Gene Ontology annotation, cellular component: MLL3/4 complex. The transcript is spliced from 24 exons. Gene Ontology annotation, biological process: heart development; regulation of gene expression. Gene Ontology annotation, molecular function: RNA polymerase II cis-regulatory region sequence-specific DNA binding; chromatin DNA binding; histone H3K27me2/H3K27me3 demethylase activity.
CGAAAAUAACCUGCCUGGGAGAGGCAGAAAGAGCGGGGAUCUACGCUGAAACAUCACAGCGACAGUCAGAAGCGUGUCCUCGAGGUAAACGUGGACUGAAACGUGAACCCGUGCUCCGCGUUAUGACCCCGCUGCUGACAGGAAAUCAGAUGUCUGAUACACGCCUCAUCGGACCUGCAUGCGAGAGCACGGAUUUCUUCCUUUCACAACUGAGGCGUACUUCUUUUUCAAGAGGAGGCAUUGCAGUUCCUCAGUGUCGGGUGCACGAUGAGGAUGAUGAGGAUUGUGAUGAAGGGCCUUUUUGGAAAAGACUAGAUCGUUUUGCUCGCUGUGUGACUCUGAUGUUUGUGCAUAGCCACGUUCACAUCACUGCUCGGUGAUAGAAGUGUGCGUGUGCAGAGUUCAGGGGAAUAGCAGCAGUGUUAAGAUCCAGUGCAGGUUAUUUGCAUUGGGGAUUGUGACUUUGGAGCCGCUGAGGAUUUGUGCCGCGUUCACACUGCGCGAGAGGAGGAACUGCGCAGCUGCGUUUUUUUUUCUUUUCUUUUUUUUUUCUUUCUUUCUUUUUCAGGAUUAUUUUACAAUGAGAAGCAAGCCGCAUCCCUGCUCCAAGCUUCAUUACGCAUUACCAGUCGAUGGUGGGUCAGCGUGGCUAAAAUGUGGUUGGCCGACGUGAGAAUCGCUCUGGAUGAAAACCUCCAUCAGACACCGUGCAAAUCAACCGGUCAGUCAGUAAACAUGAUCAGAAGCUGCACUCGAAGGAAAAGGCGGGAUUGGAAAGUGCUCAAGAUGGCGUUACACAGGGCCAGGAAGGAACCACUCCCAUACAGGAAGAAGAGAACAGACCAUUGAUCGAGGCGAGCUUUGUGUGCCGAAGGACUGCCGAGUUUCACGCCUUACGGUCGUAAAGGAGACGUUUUACGGUAAAGUUCUCCAAACAACUUGAGUGUUAGUGUGUGGCCCUCUCUCUGCUGCUGUGGAGGGCUUCACACACAAAGCUAGUGUGGCUGGAUGCAUCACACAGUGGAAAAAUUUGGCGCACGCAGCUCACGGGACCCUUUCCCUCUGGAUGGACUCAACCGGGGACCAUGGGCUCCCAUGGGUGGUCGUGCCUGGCCUCCUCCCUCCAGGUGCUCGCCUGGUGGUCAACCUCAGUUCCUCCCUCAUCCCCCACCCAAUCACAUGACAGGACUAAAUCAUCCAAGUAAAUUUUACAACAGUGGGCCACUGGCACGUGGAGGGGAAAAGCUGGACCUAUCACAGGCUUUGCCAGGGUUACACAGGGAUCUGCGGGUGCCCCCAGCCCCUCCCCGCCCAUGGGAUCCACUUGGUCAGCAUUAUGAGCCAUUGCCCAGUGAGGAUCAUUCCCGUUUGCACAACGGAUACAAUGCUGGACCGCCUGCACACCUCACAGCUCGAGCCAACCAGCUGUUAAAGUAUGGUCCCCCUCCUUUGCAACAUGGUUCCAGGCCUAUGCCUCCAAUCCCAGACUUGUGGGAACAUUGUCAACAGCAGCAGCAACAACCACCCAGGGGCCCUUACUCUCAUGCUGGACACUUAAAGCGGCCCGCACCCCCUCUGGCAGAGCACUCGGUCAUCCAGCACACCCCUCUUUCCAUAAACAGGCCUAAUGAGGACUGUCCCAGCCCAAGCAAGAGGAAGAGGAGUUCGGACUCAGAACAGCGCAUGAUAGGCACCCACCAAUACUCAGGGUCAGUGGGAACUUCACUGCCCUUGCUGCAGCAACCUCAGUCCCAUUACCCCCCUCUGCAAAAUGGGGCAUCAACUUGGACCCCAGUAGAAUGCAAAAUUGACCACAAUGAGUUUCAGGACUUUCGCAAACAAGACACGGGUGACUGCAGUUACAAACUGUUCCCAUCCUCCAAACCUUCACCCAUCUCUCCACCUCCCACCACUUCUGCCAGGGGUUAUGAACAAGGCCGUGGUGCUCCGCCUCAAACCAUUAAGCCUUCUCAAUCACCGCAGUCUCUGGGGUCCUCCUCUCACAAUGUCCACCUCCACCAACCAACAUACCCCUUUCCUAACAACAAGCCUUCUGCUCAGACUCCAGGGGAGCACCAGGUCAUUCCCACCUACAAAGUGCAUCCUUCUAGGGUGAGGUCUACAGGCAGCCAGGCACCCCUGCCACAACCUUCAUCGUCCUUGGCUGAUAGAGAAGGCCCUGUCCCCACACCAGCACACCACACCGCCGUGCCUUACAGCCACCCCAAAUUCCAGCCCCAUCCAGGGCUGGUUCCCACCACCAGCCCCUCUUCCAACAGCAGGACACAGGCCUCAGCACCUCAAUGCAACCCUCAUAAGCCCUGGAGGAGCCAGAUCAGACAUGAUAACCAGGCCUCAGAGCUGGGUCAUUAUCAAAGAUCAGUGGACUCUCAGGUUUCCUCUUCACCUCUGCAUCUGCAGAGUAGAACUGGGCAGAAUCAGGAUGAAGGCACCUCUCAGGCUCGGGAACCAGUCAUCACCUCCACAGUGUCCUCUACUAACGGCUCUGUGGUGAGCACCAUUAAAAGCUGGAAGACUGCACACCCUUCAGCGCUAGUCUCAAACCCCAAUACGACUCCAUCUGCACAAGGUCUCCCACGCCAGGAAUAUCGGAGAGCUCAGUCUGGUGCUGUAAGCCAUCCAAACCACCAACAGAAGGCAAAAAGUCAGCAUCAGGAACCCCAUCUACCCUAUCAAGGGCAAGACAGACCCCAUUACACCCCAAAAGUGUCCUCAGCUCCUUCCUCUCUCAGCUCAGGGUUUCAGAGAUCAGGAAAUAGUGUUAUCACCAGCAAGGCCAUUGACAACCUCUUGCAGGCUACAAGUUCACCCCUUCAUCACACACAGCCUGCAGUGUCUGUCACUGUGAACACAGCCCAUCAACAACAUUCUGACUCUUUGCAUCAUGAACUGCCUCACCAGGCAGCCCCAGUCUUAUCUCAGGUGCCACCUGCCCAGACAUAUCAAAGGCCAUGUAAUCAACCUACCAUCUCUAGCCCCCAGUCCAUUGAGGAAGCACUCGAAAAGCUUGAUGCUGAGCUUCAUGACCAUAUGCGAGCUGAAGAGAGAAGGAAGGAACUGGAAAAAGAGGAGAGAAAACACAACAGGGAGCAUAAAGUAGGAACCGAAAAGGUAAAUGAGUCUGCAGCUGAGAAUCUGGAGAGCUUGCUGUCAAAUAGUGCUACUGAUCCACCCCCUCCAUGCCUGUCUCCAGCCAUUACAUCUUCCACGGUUUCACCACCAACCCAGACAUCCCCACCUUGGCUGAGCAGGAGAGGUGUGCCUACACUUCAGUUGGCACCUGGUGCAAAUCCUGUAGAAAGGUCUCGACCACCUCCUCUCACCCCUCAAACAGACUAUGCCCGUGAAAAGCAGAGGCAGAGAGAGCAAUGGAAUGCUUCGAUCACUCCUACUUCACAGAACACCUCAGGGAUUCCUACAUCUAUAUAUUCCUCCAAACUUGUCCCAACAGAUUCUGCCUGUUCAUCCAAAGUCUCUACCAUGCAGAAGAGCUCUCAUAACAUCAAGGCUAUGGGCUCUGUCUCAAACCCUCCAAACCUGCGAGAACCCCCCAAACUCUACCAGGCAUUUCCCAAGGACACUCUGCCAUCUUCCUUACCAAAAGACACAAGUCCAGCCAAUCUCCCCAAGCAGGCAAGUUGUGGGCUAGGCAGUUUAGGCAGCAGUUCUAGUAGCUCCACUGGGGAUUCAGAUAGUGCCCAGUUUGAGGAGGAACCAUCUGAGCUUUUGCCUGAUGGUUUGGCAAACAUUAUGAAGAUGUUGGAUGAGUCCAUUAAGAAGGAGGAGGAUCUAUACUCUGGCCAGAGUGGUGGGCAGCCUGACCCAGAGCUACCAUUUUCUCUUACAGUGGCACCGAUAAAGAGUUAUUCGUUUGCACCUGACCUCAUGCCUGCUCUGAAACGGCCAUCUACAGAGGAUUAUUCAACUGACACGCACGCUAGCCCACCUGUCCUGAGUCGUCAGGGAUCUUUGGCAUCUCCUUGCAGCCGUACGUCUUCGCUUGAGGAAGAGGAGGAUACACUAAAAAUCAUCCAAAAAUCUGACAGUAUUGUCAGUACUCAAUCUCAAGAUAGUGGUGUUGGCAUCACAGGAAGUAGUUAUCGCCAUAGUGACUUGGCCAAGCUAUAUGGACUAUCUGAGGGAGUGAAGAGUGAGUGUGAGGAGGAUGAGGAAGAGGCAGAACAAGAAGACGAUACACCUUCCUAUUCUCCACCACCUAUGAGGCCACACCUGCAUCAGACAGGUGUGAACAGCAUGUUUAAAAACUUAGCCUCUAUGCUGGAGAGCCAGAAGUAUGCCUACCGUGGAGGGCCAUUUGGUCGACCACCUCCUUCAGCUCUGGUAGGAGUGAAAUACUCAUCAUCACUUUCAUUGGGCCCAGAUAUCUGCAGACAACAAAGCACUUCUCCCACAUCAGGUUCAACCAAUCACCCAGGCUUUAGCCAUCAAGCUCAAUCCUCAAUUAAUUCUACCUCCGAACAAACCCAUCCUCUCUCACCAUCAGGAUCAACACCAGAAAGAAAAGGAGAUGUUUCAGUCUGCCAGUCGAAUCUCUCUGGAUGUGAGGAGGAAGAAGGAAUGAGAAAGGGGCUGAUGGAUGAAGAAGUUCCUAGUAUUGUAAAGGACUCCACAGAGGUUGAGAGGAAGCCCAAGCUCAUAACAAUCUCAGAAUCAUCGCUUGCAGAGCUGGGUCGUAGUUGUGAGGUGAUGCUAAACCGACACAAUCUCCCUUCAGUGGCAUCAUCAGACCGCAGUAAGAAUCAGAUGCUGCACAUACCUGAGAAAGACAGGAAGAGGGAGUGGGACUAUAACCAGAAGAAGCAUAAACGCAGCAGCAGUAGCAAAAAACAUGAGGAAAGGAAAGAGAAAAAGAAAAAACACAGAGAAAAACAAGAAAAUAUGUCCCUCUCUUCAUCAUCAAGUUCAAGUCGAAGGCACAAGGAAGGCAAACCCCACAAAGAGAAAAGGGCCCACUUAGACGGUCAGAAAAAGGAGCUCUGGGAGAAAGAAAGAGAAGGAGAGAAAAAGAAAAAGAAAGAGGAAGGAGGUGACAAGGAAGAAUGGGUAUGCCGGAACAAGGAGAAGAGUAUUAAAUCAGGGAGUUCUUCAUUGGAUCAUACAUUGUCUGCACCUGCAUUGGGUUCUGCAGACUUCCAGAAGUUAAAGGCUCUGACAGAUGGUCCACCCAAAGAGCUGAAAAUUCGUCUGAUUAAAGUGGAAAGUGGAGACAGAGAAACCUUCAUUGCCUCUGAAGUUGAGGAGAAGAGAAUUCCAUUAGGUGAAAUCACCAUCAAAAACACAGCCAGUGAAAUCAUCAGAUCAUGCAAGGGUGCCCGUGCUAAGGGGAAAUUCAGAGAGUCCUAUCUACUUCCAUCUUUCUCUGUGAAACCUGUUAUGACUAUGGAGCACCCUAUCCCACGGGAAAAGCUCAACCCUCCCACACCAAGUAUCUAUCUGGAGAGCAAGAGGGAUGCUUUUUCUCCUGUGCUGCUUCAGUUCUGCACAGACCCCAAGAACCCCAUUACUGUCAUCAGAGGACUAGCAGGCUCUCUCAGAUUGAAUUUGGGUCUCUUCUCCACAAAGUCACUGGUGGAGGCUAAUGCAGAACAUGCAGUGGAGGUGAGGACUCAGGUGCAGCAGCCAGCUGAUGAGAACUGGGAUCCCAGUGGCACUGGGCAAAUCUGGCCAUGUGAGAGCAGCCGAUCACACACCACCAUAGCCAAAUAUGCCCAGUACCAGGCCUCCAGCUUCCAGGAAAGCCUACAGGAAGAGAAAGACAGUGAUGAGGAUUUUGAUGAUGAUGAUGAGAAGAAACCUGUCGUUAACUCAGACAGCACAGGCAAUAACCCCUCAACCUCCAGCUCAGAGCAGAAGCCUGUGGGGAAAAUCAUCAAAUUUGGUACUAACAUUGACCUCUCUGAUCACAAGAGGUGGAAACCCCAGCUACAGGAGCUACAGAAGUUGCCAGCAUUCAUGCGUGUGUCCUCCAGUGGCAAUAUGCUCAGUCAUGUAGGCCACACCAUCCUAGGCAUGAACACUGUACAGCUUUACAUGAAGGUCCCUGGCAGUCGCACACCAGGUCACCAGGAGAAUAAUAAUUUCUGCUCUGUAAACAUUAACAUUGGCCCCGGAGACUGUGAGUGGUUUGCUGUCCAUGAUGACUACUGGGAAUCCAUCAGUGAUAUCUGUGAGAAGCAUGGAGUAGAUUAUUUAACUGGCUCAUGGUGGCCAGUGUUGGAAGAUCUCUACAAUUCCAAUAUCCCAGUGUACCGCUUCAUCCAGAGGCCUGGAGACUUGGUGUGGAUCAAUGCAGGCACUGUGCAUUGGGUCCAGGCUGUGGGUUGGUGCAAUAACAUUGCAUGGAACGUGGGUCCUCUGAAUGCAUACCAGUACCAGUUGGCUCUGGAAAGAUUUGAAUGGAAUGAGGUGAAGAAGGUCAAGUCCAUUGUGCCCAUGAUUCAUGUUUCCUGGAAUAUCGCCCGCACGGUGAAAAUUACAGACUCCGGAAUUUACAAGAUGAUUAAACACUGCCUCCUGCAGUCCCUGAAGCACAUUCAAAUUCUGAGAGACCAACUGGUAGCUGCAGGGAAGAAGAUCUCUUACCAAAGCAGAGUAAAAGACGAACCAGCAUACUAUUGCAAUGAGUGUGAUGUGGAGGUUUUUAACCUGCUGUUUGUGACGAGUGAGAGUGGCAGUAAGAAGUUGUACGUGGUGCAUUGUGAGGACUGUGCUAGGCAGCGCAGCCCCAAUUUCUCCAACGUAGUAGUGCUGGAACAAUACCGUAUCGAGGACCUGAUGAACACCUAUGACACCUUCAGCUUGGCUUCCAGCUCUCGGUGAAAUCAACUCUGCCAUCCACCCCAGCCAUAACCAAAAGUCUUGCUUACUAGGACAAUUACUUUAUUUGUUUUAGUAAAAUCUUUAGUGGGUUUUUUUCCUGCAUUUAUCAUUUUUAAAAUACUACUACUGCUAAUACUUGUUGAACAGCCGAUCAUAGACCAGUUUACAUCGUUGUUUACAAAACCAAUAAGUCAACCUCUGACUGGUGUUAAGGGACUUUACAGCGGAAUGCAGUUUGUGCUGUCAAUUGUAAUUAAUGACAAAAAAGGCAUCUUGGAUUUUAUGUACUUUGCAUUUUUAUUACUUUUGGGUUCUCUUUCUGUCUUGAAUACUGAAAUGUGUAAAUGCUGUUUAUAUUUUUCAUGGGUGCUGGUUUGUUUUUUUCUAUUAAUUUAUUUUAAAAUCUAGAACAACCUAGAUGUAUACCACAUUGGCCUUGUGACUUGUAUUUAGUGAAGAUAUAAAUGAAUAAUACUAAUAAUAGAUAUAUGAACAUUUUUCUAAAGCAUUAAGAAUACAAAAAAAAAAUAACUUUGUUUGGAAUGGUUCAAAAUAUACGGGUUUAAAAAAAAAACUUUUUCAAUUUUACAUACUGUCUGAGAAGCUUGUGUAGUUAUCAUGAUUUUAUUUACUUAAAAUACAAUCCAUUGUUACGAGAGCAUUUUAAGAUUACAUCAGGUCAUUUUCCAUUAUUUUAUUUUUUUUUUUUUUGCGAGAUUACAAUUCGUCGUCGAUUUUAGUGAAUUUUUUUUACCUCUUUUUUUUUUUUUUUUUUGCUUAAUAGAUUUAUUCACACUUUUUUUUUUUUUCUUUUUUACAAUUGUACAUUUUAUUUAACUUCUUUUCUAUUUAUUGAUUAUAUUCUCCUUGUUUAGGGUCAUCAGAGACGUCUGUUUUCCAUUAUUUGUAGUGUAUAAGUUUUGGAAGGAGAGUUUCAGAGGUGCUUAGUCAAUAAAAGGAGUAAUGUUUUCUGGCCUUUAAACUGUCCUCAUGGGCUGAUGCAUAACCCCAUGAGGAGAGUCUGAGGGACUCCUCUGUCCUGUAGAGUAUAGAAGGCAGAGCAGUUGUAGUUUGUUAAACUAAAAGCUGUCUUGUGUAUAGGGAUGCAAAAGGCCCCUUUUUUAAACCAACAUUAGCAGCAAAAUCGGAAAUGCGAAUAAAUUCGGAGCUGUUUCUAAGUAUCUACGUAUUUCAUGGUGCUUGAGUUUGUUUGAAAUGUUUUAUAUGAGAGAACAGUCGCUAUGCCAACCAUGAGGCAGAAUCUCUGGUUAUACUAAAUCUGACUGCAGUUGGUUAUCAUAAACCAAAUAUUGAGGGUUUUUAAGCAUUUUUGUUUGUUUGAAAAAUCACAUGAAACUGUAAAUACUGUGGCAUUUUACUGGAAUGAGGUUAAGUGUGAAUCGAAUUGUUCAUUCGAAACUGUAAGUUCUCUUUAAUUUUGUCUUAAGCUUGAAUCAGUUAUUUCAUGUAUAAUGAAACUGUUGGUUACGAUUACGAUACAGAAGGUGCUGUUCUCUUUGAACUACUGUCUUUCAGUUUUGUUUCUAAAGAAAAAAAUCUAUUUUCCCUGUUGCAAUAUAUCUUCUGUUUUGUGGUCAUUUAUUUAAAAUUCUGCACUGUUUUUAGAGCGUUCACACAGAAAGCAAACUGAGCCAGACACAUCUUAAAACACUUCAUGAAUUUGUGUGACAUUACUAUGAUUAUUAAUAUUAAAAGCUUUUGAUAAAC